This is a messenger RNA of Hibiscus syriacus, 465 nucleotides long. RefSeq lists its product as uncharacterized. NCBI's taxonomy places the organism in Eukaryota, Viridiplantae, Streptophyta, Magnoliopsida, Malvales, Malvaceae. The record is from RefSeq and is a predicted model, not a curated record. The transcript has a single exon. The coding region runs from base 1 to 465 and encodes 154 amino acids.
AUGUUCUUUGUUGCCUUGUCUAUUCCGCAGCCGAAAAUGCCACCGAGGCUAGAACUACCACCACCCCACCUCCGUCCGCUCUGCGCUUCCCAACUAACCCUAGUGAACUUCGCGUGCGGAACGAUCCCGUUAGUCCCAUCGCCGUUUCUAUCGUCCGACACACUGGACGAAGGAAAUGGACGUAGAAACAGGACUAGGAGUAGUCGUCGAGGAGGCGGAAAUGGGACGGGGCAGGAAGGAGACAGGCACAAGCACAAGCACAGGCAUAGGGAUAAGGCAAAGGAGAUCACUCCCGAACAAGGCUACUGUUGUCGAUGGCUUAAGAUGGUGGAGACAGUUUGUGUGUGCGAUAUGCUAACUCACUUGCCUCUCUUCCUCUCGUGGCCGCUCCAUCGGUACACUGUUAGUGUUGGUGAAGCCUGCAGUGUCACUUUCUCUUGUGGGGGACGACUAAGAUCGCCAUGA